This is a messenger RNA of Trichobilharzia regenti, 4312 nucleotides long. NCBI's taxonomy places the organism in Eukaryota, Metazoa, Platyhelminthes, Trematoda, Strigeidida, Schistosomatidae. The record is from the annotation of a GenBank genome assembly.
GACAAAACACGCACUGAACUAAUUGAAAAUGGCCACCCCAACACUUCAUAGAUACACACAUAAAACCCAAAAGCAACAGAGAAGACCCCGUCUCUAUGCCAAAGAAGAUGCUUUACAAGAAUGUGAUCUGGCAGACAUUGAAGAAGAGAAUAUCAAAAGCCAUGGAGACAAAAUGUUUUGCUUCUACAUACUCUCUGUUGUCUAUGCUUCUUAAAGCAAAUAUGUAGAAAUGAUGGCGCGCCGCGAACAACAGUCAGAACAAGGCUGUCAUCGACCCAGGAGAAAUUUGGCAAAGUCUAGUGACGAUAACGUCUUAGGUAUAUCAUGGAAAGAAGAACAAGAGUUACGCAAAGCUAUGUACGUUUCGUUAAGAGAUCAACAGCAGUCAAACGCUGAAGCUAAUACUUGUGAACGUCUUCGAUCUCUGCGCUCCAGUUCUUCCAGCAUGACGCGCAUCACAUCACCUAAGAAGUUAAGGUCAAAUAUAGUAAAAUCCCGAUCCGCAGUUGACAAUAAACAUGCCAGAAAAAACUAUCGCUCAAUGCCGCUUGUUGAAGAUGUCAACCUGACGGAAACUGACUUAAGAACAAAAUUUCAGAAAAAAGAACUGUUAAAUUCUCUCCCAGUCAGCGGUGAUAAAGCCAGUAUCAAGUCAGCUUUUGUGGAGAAUCAAUCAGACAGAGUCAAAAUUCCACAAAACACUAGCCGCAUUCGGUUGCGCGACCUGCCCAAUAGAAGAAGUUUGGUUAGAAUUUCUGAUGUGGAUAACCAAAUGGGUGAUGCCAACAGUACCAACAGAAAAGCGUCUGGUUCUUCAAGAGCAUAUGAAGGGAGCGGUGGAAUAUCUUCUAUCGCCUCACCUGGUUGUAGUCGUCGUCGUACUUCGAUAACCGCUUCCAAUAAUGCGAAUUCCGAUUAUUGCAGUACAAAUAUUAGUAGACGAAAAAAUGUUGGAAAAAGAAAUUCGUGUUCAUCACCCAUAGGAAAAGAAUCUUUCAAGUCUGAGAGUAUUGAUAAAUACGCUACUUGCAGCUCUCCGAAGAAAUCGCGAACACAGACUUUGAAGGUAAAACGAAGGUCGUUAGUCGCUGCAGUUAGUCCAGUAAUCCCCGCCAAAGAGCUUAACGAUAGUGCAUCGAAAUGCGUUAGUAAUGGUGAUUGUCAUCGGGAUUUUCAGAUGUUUUUGAAAUCACAUGAUAAUUUUCCAUCAGAAGUUUGGCAAGAUCAUACAGGUCAACCUCCUUUAGUGUCUGACUUUAUUAAAUUUCUAUGCAAUUAUGAUUAUGAAGAUCCUUGUAAUCCAAAUAAAGAGUGGUUCAAUAAACUUUAUAUCUUUCAUGGAAAAUCUCUUCAACGGGCCUCACAAAGCAGUCAACCUUCAUCCAAAUCAUCAAAGAGAGGGCAACUCAAUAGCAACAUAGUGAAUUCAACUACAAAUAUCACUGUCGGAACGUCACAACAAACAAAAUCGCCAGCAAGUGUCAGAACAAGUGGUUUGCGUAUAGCCAAAAAGUUUGCAUAUGUUCAGCAACCACGAAACACUUGUUCUGUUCACAGGCCCAUUUCCGCCUUCCUCAAAAGUGAUGUCAUUGACAAUAAACCACGGACCAAACAUCCUUCAACUACACAGCUAUGUAACAGGCUCAGGGCACUUGAACAUUGUUGUGAAGUUCAGUAUUCCAUUGGUAGUUGUUGAGUUGGUAAUAUAUAUAUGCUCAAUUUUUUCUCAGAAGAGGUGUCUUUCUCGAGUGAUAAAUCUGUAACACAUAAAAAUAAGGUUUCUGGAAAACGAUGAUGUUUAACCUUUCUCAUGUGUGACUUCAAUACAUGCAGUGUUCCGAUUCUUUUUGAGGUACGGGAAAAUAAUACGGGCCUGCAUAUUGUGAAGGCGAUGUAGCACCGUAAUACAUAUAAGAUUGUUCUUUUUUGAAGUGUAAUAUCAUUUGUAUUUGAUGCAUCAACAAUAUCCUCAUUGUUGUGUAGAUGACUACUUAGGACUCUCGCCGACCAUGCACAUGGUCAGGGGUUCGACUCCCUGCUGACGCACACCUGAUAUCUAUGGUCGGCCUGCAAAAUUUGGGCUACCGAUAUCAUAUGCUGAAAAUUUCAUACUUGUACCAAAAAUACGGUGUGAAAUCAAGCUGUAAUAAAAAAAGUACUUUCAAGUAGGGUGUUCAAUUUUCUGUCCGUUUAGUUGUACUGUGUGAACUUCAUAUCAUGCGGGUAGUGAUUUUGACGUAAUUCAAAACGUCAUUUCUAUUGACUAAUCAAGAGGACAACACUUUGGUGAUCGAAAUCCGAAAUGAUACUAUGAUCGGAAGUCAAUCUAAGUCAAUAGCGAGUCUCGUAGAAUAAUAGUGGUAAUUCCAGUUUCUCCCAUACACAUCCGCACACUGUACAAUAAGUAACUCAGUGUGUUUUUCCUAUUUCUGUAUGAGGAAAUGACAGAUUGACUAUUCUUGUAUGCUGGUCGUGCUAUGGUAACCAGUAAGUCAGCGAGAAGCUCAUCAAUGGAAAUAGUGCAAGAUAACUCACAUGUGAAAUUUCUUUUUAUGAUUCACAUAAGUUUACUUGUUCAGGUCCAAUAGGUUUCUUUUCGUCGAGGUUGCAUGAUACCAAACUAAAGACCGUUGGCAGCCGUUUUCUUUUUGCAGUUAGACGCUAUCUGUCUACAGGUGAGAACCUGAAAGGUGUUGAGUGGAUGAGUAAAAGCAGGUAAUGAUUUCCUAUGUACAUCAGAAACUCGCAGCACCAAUAUAAAUGCACUGUCAACGGUAUUUGUGACUUCCGUUGUUAUAUGAGGUGUUUGGAAUUCGCGUUAUUUAGCCCGAUUAUUUUGUGUGAAACAUAGUACAUCUCUGAUGAGCUCCUCUGAAACGUGCGUAACGACCAUUUGAUGUUUGCGUCACUUCACGAUGAGCACAUUCCAGAAGACCAGGUAGUCAUGGGACUCCGAUUGAGGUUGGAUUGGUCAUGUCUCCGCUCUUUGAUAAGUUUGUGGGCAAAGUUCAACAAUAGCGUCCCAAGGGAUGCGAACGCACGAGUGACCUUCAGGCAGCCAAUCAUAAAAAUGAGGAAUUUUUGCACGAAAAAUGACGUAUAUUCACAAGAAAAUGCAUGAAAACACAUUAAACGGAUUAUCUUUUUCUGACAUGACUUAAAAACACGUCCCAGUUAUGAUGAAGAGUAUCAGUUGCUAAGUUGGACUAGUUUCUGUAGAUGUAUUCACCAAAUUGACUGAAGAUUGGCUGUUUUGUGAAUCGUUCAUCUCUCUUCUCUUGCUGUGUAGUCCUCUCCUAAGCCCUCGGUUUAGUUACUAUGGUUUCAGUAAGAGCAUUGGCGACUACAUACAAGGAAAAUGAGGAUAAAAAAACAAGUUGAAAUAAACGACAACCCUAGCCUAAAUCCUGACCCUAACCCUAAAUUUCACACUAGCCCUAACCUUAAUCCUAACCCAAAUGACAAUCCUUAUCCUGCCGUAAAUCUAACCCUAAUCCCAAUUAUGACCGUAUCCCUAACCCUAACCCCAAUACUCGCCUUAACCCUAAUCCUAACCCUAACGAGAUGUUAACACAUUGUCCAAACAGUAAUUAAAAGCGUUAUCUGGGUGAAACUUGCUCCUUUUUUAAUGAAUAGAGUUGAUAUUUCAGCUAUGAUGAUUGACAGGCACCGUUGUCCAACGACUAGCAUGCGUUCAAGGUCAUUUGAGCGUUUGCACUCCUGGGACGCUAUUCUUUUACUUCGCCAGUUUGUGAACGUUGACAAUACACUCAUGGUGUCAAACAUUUGCUAUAUUUUAGGAAAUAAAACCGGUAUAUGAGUAUGAAAAUGACUUUCGCGCUAAUCACUGUAGAGGUAUUUUUUAAUAAAGCCCUUUUAUUGAUUUUUGAAGUUAAUCGCUUUAUUAUAGCUUAGUUUGUCCGUGUAUUUAUUUGUAACGAUGAUUUACUGUGCUUUCUUUUGUGUCUUUCGACGGGAAAACUCUGAUAAUUUAACUUCUGUGCAUUCUGUUUUUGGAAUUGAUCAAACACACACUUCGUAACGCAUCAAUAAUAAUUGGCCGCCAAAUUUCAGGUCGCUCUCGGAUGGAUUCAAAGUUAUUCUUUAAACUGACUAUUGAGCUUUGAAUGGUACUGAAAAAGCGGGUUGCAUUUGUCAUCAUAAUUUCCGUUUUUCACUUUAUAGAUUAUUAAUAUUCUUAGUAGUAUUGUAUUAUAUUUGUAGUAUUCAUGUUUGGAUUCAGUCGGAAUCCCCUGUUGAAAUUGUCCCCACUUUUAGUUUGUUUUGAUAAAAUAUACAUUUGUAAAUCUUA